AUGAAUCCCGAAGAAACGAUAAUAAAUAACUUUUUUAAUCUUAUGCUAGGGGCGCAGCCCAUAAGACGCACCAGACAACAGUUGCUAGAUAACCAAGAAAGAUGGAUAAAUCAUUUGGAAAAUAUAAGAAAGAAAAAUCUUGUAAAUUUCGAAACGACGAACAGCACUUUUGCCAAUAAAAAGGCGAAUACCGUAGAUGUUGAACUUGUUCCUAAAAAUCGUAUUUCGAUCUCUCAACUACAAAUUAAUAAAGUUCAUACUGGUAAAUUUUUGUUGUGUCGUGUAAUCACGAAAUGCGCAAAGUCAACUGCGCUUGCCAUGGUUAUUGAAGAUCUGGAAGGUGAAGCGGAAAGGUUAGCUUUGCAUAAUUACAUCCCAGUCAAUAAAAUUCCACCUGGAGGUUUAUCAGUAGAGCAAGCAUCUCGAUUUCUCCCAAUCGGCACCAUCCUUGCUAUUCAAAACCCAUAUUAUAAGAUUUCCCAAGACGGGCAAACCUCGCUUCGAUCUGAUAAUCCAAAUGAGAUCGUGAUCAUAAAGUCGAACGAUAAAUUGCUUACCCAAUUUAGAUGGAAAACAAACAUCGAGUUACCCAGGCACUCGGGGAUUGAAACAUCAAAAAUUUUAUCGGCUGACGAUUUUCGUAUACGUGGAAAUGAAUACUUUGGAAAGAAAGAUUUUAUGUCUGCUUUUGAUGAGUAUUCACACGGAAUUGAACUAGAUCCACAAAAUGUGACGCUUUAUGCCAAUAGGUCAGAGGUGCACUUGCGUUUGAGCCAAUUCAAAGAAGCACUCGAUGAUGCUGAAACGGCUUUGAAGAUUGAUAGCAAACAUCCAAAAGCUGCAAUUCGAAAGGGUAAGGCACUAAUGCAUCUCAAACGAUAUACUGAAUCAGUAAACACAUUUUGUACACUUCUUAAAGAUGAAGCUGUAAAUACGUUGGAUAAAAAACUUGGGAAAGAGAUCGAAGAAUAUCGAAAACAAGCUCAAGAGCUGGAUUCCGAAAAUAAACAUGGAAACUAUAAUUAUAUUAAAAUUAUUAAUGAAUACUUAAAAAAAAUCGAGACACGUGAAAUUAACUUUGGAACUAAGGAAUGGGUUCAUCUGGGAGGGCCGAGGUUAGAUCAUGCAGAUUAUGUAAGCAAUGUAAUCGAGAUCAAACAAGUUGGAAAAAAGGGUCGUGGUUGGGUUGCAAAUAAUGAUAUUCCACAACAUACUCUAUUAAUGGUCUCAAAAGCUUUUGAGAUUGUAUUUAAUCAAGAAACUCGUACGUGCAUGAAUACUAAUUCCAGUACAAAAAUUAUGAAGGAGGCUACAAAUACAGAAUUACUCACAUCGAUUGUCCAAAAACUUCGAGUUGAACCAACACUUGCUCGAGAAAUCUAUGAUCUCUACGCCGGACCGGAAUCGAUUCAUACCACGAGUCCUGGAAAAAUUUCUUCAAAGAGUGUGGAUGUAGAAAGAAUUGAAAAAAUAAUAUUUUAUAAUGCGUUUCAGUCAGAAUUUAUGUGGGAAAUUUUUAAUCAAAAAAUAGAUCAUGGUUGCUUUGGAUCUGGUAUUUGGAUAAAACCCUCAUACUUCAAUCAUUCAUGCAUUGACACGAAUGUGCAGAGAAUAUACUUGGGCGAUUUGAUGUUUGUGCGUGCUCAACGUCCGAUUAAAAAAGGAGAAGAAUUAACUUUAUUUUAUACGGAUCCAGUAGAACCAUUUGAAAAGCGUACAAAAACUCUUCAAAAAUUUGGCAUAAAUUGUCAAUGUCGUCUUUGCAAAUUGGAGCGAGCUGAAUCAAAUAAAGUAAAGCAGCUACGUGUAAAGAUCCAGGAGCGCUUUAACUCUGACAUCACUCCACCUCAGUUCGAAGGAGUUUCGCUUGAUUCAUUAAUCGCAGAAUUAGAAAGUUUGAUUGAGGAACUAGAAUCUCUCAGACCCAAAAAUUACGACCUGGAUUUCUCGUUAAUGAAUGUCAAAACCGCGCUAUCUAUUGCAUAUCAUAAAAACGGAAGUUUCACAAAAUCUAUAACCAUUCUUGAGCAAUUGCAUCAUCUAACAAAAAAGCAUAAUCUUUUUCAUUAUUCGUAUCGAUUUUCUUCCUUAUUGGCUUAUUCGUAUACGAUUACGGCAAAAGUUGAGAAAGCAAAGGAAUAUUUUAAAUUAGCCUUAUAUGAGAUGAUUGCGCCAAUUAUAGGGAAUUUUGAUGUUAGUGAUAGUCAAAUUAGAUCAGAUGUUUUGCUUAUUGCAGAAAAGCUUAAUAUGCCUCAUAUAAAUGAGGCAAAGUUAGCUGGAUUGAUGGAUUGA
Messenger RNA from Ambispora leptoticha, 2292 nucleotides. NCBI's taxonomy places the organism in Eukaryota, Fungi, Glomeromycota, Glomeromycetes, Archaeosporales, Ambisporaceae. The record is from the annotation of a GenBank genome assembly.